GCAGACACAGCGGGAGAGAGAGAGUACAGCCCGUCGGCCUGUUAGUGCUGCGAUCAGAGGAGAGAGGCUCAUCACCAUCACCGAACAACCAGCGGUUUGUUUUUCAGGCCCAGCUGCAGCAUCCAUCAUGACUAAAGAGGAGAACCUGGAGAUGCAGGAGAAGGAGAGGCACGAUCGGGAGGAGCAGGAGGAGGGGAGGGUCCAGAGAGAGGAGGAGGAGGUACUGACCGAGGAGGAGGAGGAGGAAGUGGAGAAAGAGGAGGAAGAAGAGGACGAAGACGAGGGGGAAGACGAGAGGGAGGGAGAGGAAAGGGCGGAGGUGGAGGAUGAGGAUGAGGACGAGCAGGAGGAGGAGCGGGAGGAGAGAGAGGAGCGGGCGGAGGAAGAGGAGGAUCCACUGGCCGGCCAGGAGUGUGAGGCCGAGCAGGAACCCGAGCCGCUGUCAGUGUCUGAGUACCAGAGUCCAGUUCACGAGCCACGCCGCCGAGCCAUGGUGCACCCCUCCGCCCAGGCCCCGCUGCCCAAAGACUACACCUUCACCUUCUUCGACCCCAAUGACCCCGCAUGUUUGGAGAUCCUCAUGGAUCCUCGGACCACCAUCCCGGAGCUGUUCGCCAUCGUGCGUCAGUGGGUUCCCCAGGUGCAGCACAAGAUUGACGUCAUCGGCAACGAGAUCCUGAAGCGCGGUUGCCACGUGAACGACCGCGAUGGUUUGACCGACAUGACGCUGCUUCACUACAGCUGCAAGGCCGGAGCCCAUGGAGUCGGCGACCCGGCGGCCGCGCUGCGUCUCAGCAGCCAGCUGAUCGCUCUGGGCGCCGACGUGAGUCUGAGGAGCCGCUGGACCAACAUGAACGCCCUGCACUACGCCGCUUACUUUGACGUCCCAGAACUGAUCCGAGUGCUGCUCAAAGCCAGUAAACCCAGAGUGUUGAACUCCACAUGUAGUGAUUUCCACUACGGUACAGCUCUCCACAUCGCUGCCUCCAACCUCUGUCUGGGUGCCGUCAAAUGUCUGCUGGAGCACGGAGCCAACCCCACCGUCCGGAAUGAUAAGGGCCUGGUUCCAGCGGACGUGGUUCCUGACCCGAUGGACAUGAGUCUGGACAAGGCGGAGGCCGCCAUGGUGGCCAAAGAGCUGAAGCACUUGCUGCUGGACUCCCUCCCACUGAGCUGUAACCUCCCCAGAGCCACGCUGCCCAACUAUGACAACAUCCCCGGAAACCUGAUGCUGUCCUCGCUGGGGCUGAAGCUGGGAGAGCGCGUGCAGCUGGACGACAUGAAGCUCCAGAGAGACCAGAGCAGAGACGACAGCCCGACUCCAAACCUCAAACAGACCGGCACUCUGAGGUUUUGUGGCACGACAGAGUUCGCCAGCGGUCAGUGGGUCGGCGUGGAGCUCGACGAGCCGGAGGGAAAAAACGAUGGCAGCGUGGGCGGCGUCCGCUACUUCGUCUGCCCUCCUAAACUUGGGAUUUUUGCCCCCGUGUCAAAGAUUUCCAAACCCGUGGAUCAGACACCUUCAUCCGUCACCUCCACCCCGCGAACCCCCCGCAUAGACCUGGCCUCCCGCCUCGCCGGAAAGACCAAGAAAGAGAAAGAGAAGAAGGAGAAGGAAAGAGAGAGAGCCCAGAGGAAGAAGACGUCAGCAGCCAGUCUGGAUCCAGAGGGACUGAACGUGGAAGUCGGAGAUCAGGUUCUGGUGGCUGGACAGAAAAACGGCAUCGUUCGCUUCUACGGCAAAACAGACUUCGCUCCAGGUUACUGGUUUGGUAUCGAGUUGGAUCAGCCGACAGGAAAACACGACGGCUCGGUGUUUGGAGUCCGCUACUUCAGCUGCCUGCCCAAAUACGGAGUGUUUGCUCCGCCCUCCCGCGUCCAGAGAAUCGGAGGCCCUAAAGACGGAUCACAGAAUGACAAAUCCAUGGUGAAGAAAGUCCACCAAGUCACCAUGUCACAGCCCAAGCGUAACUUCAACACGAUGCGUUCUCCUAAAGACCUGACCUCCGAGAGCUCCAUAUCCAGGUUGCUGUUCUGCUGCUGGUUUCCGUGGAUGCUGCGUGCUGAGAUGCAGUCCUAACCGGGCCUCUACUACUCCUCCUCCACCAGAUCGAUCUCUCCGCUCUUCUGUCUCUUCAUCUUUUACUUUUGCUUUCUUCUCUCUUGGCCUGAUAAAUCUUUCAUUCUCGUCAGUCAAACUUCUCGUAGUGAAACCCCGUCCCUCUUACUCUGAGCCCAAAUCCCUCUAAUUUAGCCGUUCUAUAGCAAAAUCUAUAGUGCCUUGUAUCUGAUCAAAACGUCCUGCAUUCCUUUAAUGAAACUGAGAAUCCUGCUCUGCUAAAGCAAUUCCCCCUAAAAUAUUCUCUUCACCCCUUUCCAGGUCUUUUGUUUCACCAAGUUCUCAUUUCUUUGUCCCAGCUGGGUAUUUGUCCAUGUUGUAUUUUUAUUUUGGGGCAGAAAAACCUGCUGUUUCUCUGAGGACAGCAAAAACCACAGAACGUUAGUUUGUGCUGCUACAUGUUUUGCUUUUGCUGCUACUCGAUUUGGGUCGCGCCGAAUUUAGAAACGAACGUUAAGGUUGGCUGCCGUGACAGAGAGAGCCAGUGGAAGUGUCAGUGUCCAAACACAACGAUGUGUGAAUUUGAUUCUGCACUUCCAGAGAAAAUGUAUCGGGUACCAAGUUCUUUGUAGUGAUGGACCCAGAUCUGGCAGCCGCUUCUUCACCACUAAUCAGAGACCAAGAACUUUUACAUUUAACAUGUACGUUGACAAUUCUCAUCUCUUAAAGCAGUACAGUACUGAUCCCGCUGAGUUGGCGUUGACGGUCUGGGUGACAUCAGAUAAUUCAUUUGUAAUUCAAAAACAGGGAAAAAUGUUUUUGGUGUCAGAAUCAAAAAUUGCAAAACCAGUCAAAAACGGUAAAUGUUGGGGUUUUGGCAAGGCCUUUUAUCAUUAAAGUCACGCGGUCUAUUCCUUAUAUUGUUUCCAAACCAAAAACAAGCGGUGGACAGGCAGGAAGCGGAAGUGACGUGUAAAACAAAUUCAGAAUAAAAAGUAGGACCAUGUAGCAAGUUUAUUAUAAAACUAAACUUAAAACUAAAACUAAAAACAU
Micropterus dolomieu (smallmouth bass) is the source of this 3112-nucleotide messenger RNA. It is a transcript of the gene clip3, whose product is annotated as CAP-GLY domain containing linker protein 3. The transcript is spliced from 15 exons. Gene Ontology annotation, molecular function: microtubule plus-end binding. Gene Ontology annotation, cellular component: nucleus; cytoplasm; microtubule plus-end. Lineage: Eukaryota; Metazoa; Chordata; Actinopteri; Centrarchiformes; Centrarchidae. Gene Ontology annotation, biological process: cytoplasmic microtubule organization. Bases 128 to 2080 code for a protein of 650 amino acids. The record is from RefSeq and is a predicted model, not a curated record.